AUGCUCCUCGCCCGGACUGUCAAAGUUGCCUUCGUGUCUGCCCGGCCGGCGGCGAUGGGCGCCGGCUACCUUGCCCGGAGGUUCCUGUCCGGGGCAUCGUCGCCGGUUUGCUCAUCGACCUCUGAGCCCCCGACCGGCUCCCUCUUUGGGGGGAUGUCCUUCGCCACGAUGUCCCUCAAUGCGUCGCCCAGCCAGCCGUCCGACACAUUGGCCUCCGCCUCGGGGCUCGCUGCUGCCACCGCGGCCGCUUCCGCCACCACGGCUGCUACUGCUGCUGCUGCUGCCGCCGCCGCCACUUCUGCCCCCACCGAGGCUCCUCCUCGCCAGGCCCUGGUAGCCGAGGCCUUGGAGGGCGCCACAGCGUCUGCCCCCACCCUGGCUCCUGCCACCCCCGCCGAAUCCGCGGCCCCUUCUCAGGCCGUGGCCGCCGGUGAGGCCGAUGCCAGCAUCGCCACCGAGGCUGCCUCCGCUGACACCGCCGGUGCCGCCUCCAAGGCAACCUCCGCGCCGAUUGAAGGGGCCUGGUUCUCGGCCAUUCAGCCGAGCAGCGAGCCGGCCGCAUCCAAGUCACCCAUUCAGGAGUCGGAGUUUGAAUGGAUGCAGUCCCUGACGCCGGCCAGGCGCCAGGCUUUCCUCGAAAAGCUUCCGAUCCACUUCAACCCAUCCAAAAACUAUACCUUGGUGCAACUCCGCCAACUGGCAAUCAGCCGGGCCCUGCCUCAUAAUUCCACCAAGACCUUGAUCCUGGAUCAUCUGGAGAGCUUCAACUUCGCGGAUUUUGCUCAGACCCUCUCGAAUGAGAAGCAAUUCACGAAGUUCCGCGCCAACCUGCGGCGCCAACUCAAGAGCAUGGAUUUGGUGCCGGUCACGCGCAACCUGGAGUCCCACUUCCCGCUGUCCUUUGGCGACCAGCCCUCGGUGUAUGCCAUGUGCCAGACUCUGCAGCAGUGCUCGCAUUUCCAGGUGGCCGCCCCACUGCGUGCCGACGAGAUUUGGCAGGCCCUGAAGGACGAGCAGUCGCCCGACGCCGUGGAGCCGGUGUUCGCCCAGAUUACCGACAACCUGCCCGCCAUCAAGCUGAUCCGGCCCCAUCGUCCGAGUAUCACCCGCCGGCGGCGGCAAUCCAACACGCCCGCCCUCCCCCAGCAGCAGGAGAUCCCCCUGCCCCCGGGGCUUGUGAAGGACUCCGACGAGUACUUCAAUUACAAGAAUCACUACCUGCGCAUCCAGCGGCACUUCAACCGGGUCGCCUCCUGCCACACUUUCGAUGCCCUGUACAACCUGUUGACGGACAUCAUCAAUGAUGCGCGCAUCCUGAACAUGCUCGAGCGACGCGUCCGCCCGGCCGACAUGCCGCCCAAGGUGACGCCGGAUUUCCCGCCGGUGCUGCACACGCAGCGUCUCCUGCUGCAGGCCAUCAGUUUGUCCGCCAGCGACCCCACCCCUGGGCUCUCCUACUCGCGGCUGGAGCGCCUGUUUGCCCGGCUUAUGGACGCCUCGCCGGUUUGCUACAUCACAGUCGUCGAUCUGCACAUGUACCAGGCCUGCCUGUCGAUCGUCGCCCAGACCGAGGAUGUGCAGUCCUUCGUGAAGCUCUUCCAGCGCAUGCAACACGAUGCCAUUUCCCCCGAUGGCCCGACCUUUGAGAUGAUCUUCUCCUUCCUGAUGCAGCACAACCUGCGCGACCUGGUGACCACCCUCUUCGAGGACUAUUUGGAGCUGGCGAACGAGGUGGAGCAAGCGCGCAUCAGUGCCGCCAUGCAUCAGGCCAUCAUGUCGUAUCUGACUCCCUCGGCCCACCGUGCCUACUACGGUGCCGGGCAUGAGGCGGGCCUGUCGGCGGCGCCUGGCGCAUCCGGGCACAUCGCCUCGGUCAUGGAUCGGCUGUCGACCCAUGGCAUGAUGGGGGCCGGUGCCUCCGCCGAGGCCAAUCAGUACGGGGGGGCCCCGGGUGGCGGUUACUUCCAGCCCCCCUCCUUCGACCCGGAUGAGGUGAUCCAGCACUUGGAGACCCACCUUACCUGGCAGCAGCCGCGCUCGGGGCAUGCCGCGCAUCAGCACCAGCACCAGCACCAGCACGCCCAAGCCCACCAGCAGUACGGCCAGUACCACGAGCAGGGCUACCACCCGGCGGCCUAUGGCCAGGGGGGACACUAUGAUGCGGCGGCCCACGCCCAGGAGGGGCACUACGAUGCGGCGGCCCACGCCCAGGGGGGACACUACGACCCUGCCUUCGACCCGAGUGGCUUCCAGCACUUCCCCCACCAGGCCCAUGGUCAGCACUUCGAUGGGACGGCCUUCGGCCAGGGGUAUCCCCAGGCGGGGGCGCACCACCCCCAUCACCAUGGCGAGGCCGGGUCCUUUGGGCAGAUUAACUUCUCGGACGACAUGUUCGAGCACCAUCUGGAGGAGUUCAACAACCAGCAAGGCGGACACCAGCACCCCAUCCCGGAUGAUGAGUACUUUGAUGACCGGUUCUCGGGCCAUUAAUAGAUGCUCCUGCCUCGGUGUGUCUCCCCCAUAUGCCGCGCACCAAUUAUAGACGUCUUCCCUCCUCUUGCCUUUCCCAGCUGGCCCUAGCCCACCACCCCCUCUUGCUUUUCAGGGGUGUGCCGGGCUGGGCCGGCGAGGAGCCACAUGAAGAGCGGCGAGGCCGCGGUCACAAAAGACAAAGGAUCUCCCCCUCCCCCCCCCCUCCCCCUCGUUCCUUGGCACAG
Messenger RNA from Fonticula alba, 2717 nucleotides. RefSeq lists its product as hypothetical. The record is from RefSeq and is a predicted model, not a curated record. Gene Ontology annotation, molecular function: protein binding. The transcript has 4 exons. Lineage: Eukaryota; Rotosphaerida; Fonticulaceae. The coding region runs from base 1 to 2490 and encodes 829 amino acids.